This is a messenger RNA of Monomorium pharaonis (pharaoh ant), 2753 nucleotides long. RefSeq names its product fatty-acid amide hydrolase 2-A. Bases 1052 to 2629 code for a protein of 525 amino acids. The transcript is spliced from 11 exons. The record is from RefSeq and is a predicted model, not a curated record. NCBI's taxonomy places the organism in Eukaryota, Metazoa, Arthropoda, Insecta, Hymenoptera, Formicidae.
UGAACCAUAUAUGGAAUACGAAUACCUGGAACCUCGGGGAAGUGUCUACAAAGAUUGCGUUGAACAUUCGUAGGAUUAACAUAAGCGACAGAGUAACUGCAUUCUUUGUGAAACUAAAAUCGUAAAAUCGGCUCUGUGUAAUGAACAGUUUCUCUCAAUGACGGUAUAUCGCGGUAUUUCACGUUGACGUUAAAUUAAGCAAUACAUGUCACAUCACAUGUUUUCUUUCAUUACAUAUGCUUCUAGAAAAGUUCUACGAACAAAUGAUGAGACAUUUAUAUUUAACGACGAUGUUUUGUGUAUAUAUAUAUAUACAGCGAUUGUUUGUUUCUCAUGAUUGGAAAAAUUGGUUUAAAGACAUUUACUUCUCGUAUCAAAAUCUAUGUCAAUUACAUACAUUAUAUUAUUGUUAAAAUGUGAUUAUAAUACUUUUAUUAUCUCAAUCUUACUUUUUUUUCCACUUGAUUAUCGUAGUGCAAGUUUCUCUGAAAGAACACUUAUCUCAUUAAAUUUAAUGUCAAUCAAUUAAUGUUUCAGUUAAAUAUACGUUAAUCUUUACUGAGACAAUUCUUCAAUUAUUGAAACAUUUUUUUAAAGAUAAUUCCUCUGUUAAUCUCGAUUCUUUAAGCAGUAUUAAAUUAAAUAUAUAAAUUUUGUAAUUUUAAUUGUAUAUCUCCUGUAAUUAAUGCAACGUGCUUUGACAAUUAGUGGAUUAAUGAGAAACAAUCAAUUAAGAUAAAUUGCAAUGAUGUGAUAGAACAUUAUGGAGUUGUCAUCAUUAAAUAUCAUCUACAGUGAUCUUCGUUCUUUCUUAAUUUGGGGCAUCCAAAAUCUUUAAGUUGCAUGGAUCGCGCACCAACGUGAUUAUUUUCAAAAGUGCGAAACAAAAAUUUAAAAUCUUCAGAGAGAGAAACGUAAUAAAGAUUUAAACGACAAAAGUUAUCACUUAAGAAAAACUACACAAAACCACUUCAAUUUCCAUUUUGCUUAACAAUACGCUAACAAGAAAUUGACAGAACACUUAUAUCGUUCCAUACAGAAGGCUCAAGCGAUGUUGAUAAAGAUAAUAGUAAAGUAUGGCUUAUUUGUUCUCCGUUGUUUGCUCGGUCCAUUCUUCAAACUGCGAGGUUUGAAGAAGAGACGGCUAUGCCCGCCAAUCAAGGAUCAAAUCUUGCUGCUGUCGGCGACAGAAAUCGCGCAGAAAAUCCGUAAGAGAGAAAUCAGCUCCGAGGAAGUGAUUAUCGCGUAUGUGAAGCGAUGCAAGGAGGUGAAUCCAUCUAUCAAUGCUAUCGUAGAAGAUCGUUUUGAUACAGCAAUUCAAGAGGCACGUGAAAUUGACAGUAUCCUUCAGUCAAUGACUGUAGACGAAGCAAAAAUAGCAAACGAGAAACCGUUGCUCGGCCUACCUGUCACGAUUAAAGAAAGUAUUGCAGUUCAAGGGAUGAGUCAUUCUGUGGGGGUAAAAGAUGUUCCUUCGAGGGCGACAAAGGACGCCGACGUUGUAGCGAGAAUCCGCGAAGCUGGCGGAAUUCCUCUUCUUGUCAGCAACACUCCAGAAUUGUGCAUGUGGUGGCACACAUUCAACAAAGUGACCGGCUCCACCAAAAAUCCUUACGAUACACGGAGAUCCCCCGGUGGCUCUUCCGGUGGUGAGGCUGCUCUUCUUGGCGCUGGUGCUUCGAUUCUCAGUUUAGUUUCAGACAUCGCUGGAUCGGCAAGACUCCCCGCACUGUUUUGCGGAGUUUUUGGUCAUAAACCCACACCAUACUGGAUAUCAGUAGAAGGUCACAAACCUGACGCAACUGAUAAAAAUUGGCCUUUAUUUUUCGCAAUUGGUUUAAUGGUCAGAUAUGCCACAGAUCUGCCUCUCUUAUUAUCGGUGAUGUCGCAAUCAGAUGAAGCCAAGAUUAUCAUUAACAACAAGGUAUGUCUAAAGAACAUAAGAUUUUUCUACAUGGACAAUUAUGGCCCACUUCCAAGUUCCAUGACAAGUGACGUAAAAAAUGCAAUUUACAAACUAAUGCAACACCUCAAUGCAAUGGGCAUCAAAGUGGAACGAGCAAAUUUGGAAGAUAUGAAAAGAUCUUUUGAAAUGAGCUUUAUCAUUCUUCUUAAGAUCAAAGAUAUACAUUCAAUGUUUAAUUGCUCGGAUGAUCCUAAGAAAUCGAAAAAGGUGCUUACGGAAACGCUGAAAUAUUUUUUUUACAUGUCGCCGCACUCUUUCCCCGCUAUUGCUUAUGGGAUACUCAGAAACGUAGCUAAAAGAUUUCCAGACUCUAGUCAUAAGGAAAUGAUGGAAAUAAGAAUGCGAUUGCGACAACAAUUUGAGAAGCUGCUGGGCGAUGACGGUGUAUUAAUUUGUCCUUCUUUUAUCUCAUCGGCGUAUUAUCCUCAAGAGUGUUUAUAUAACAUAAAUAAUUUUACAUACAUGAUGAUCUUCAACGUACUAGGAUUUCCGGUCACACAAUGUCCACUUGGGUUUGACAAAAACCAAAUGCCAAUUGGACUUCAGAUUGUCGCAAAUCCAGGUUGUGAUCAUUUGACGAUUGCUGUAGCGCAAGAAAUUGAAAAGACGUUUGGUGGCUGGCAAGAACCACAGGACAGAAGAUUCGUCUGUAACGUAGCAUAAUUUAGAAUACGGUCAAUCUUGCCUUCACAAUUAAAAUUGUAAUUUAGCAGCUAAAUUUUUGAAAGAUGAAAAUUAAUUUAAAUGAUGUAUAGCAUAAUUUUUAACUUGUUUUAUAUAAACAACU